Molecule: messenger RNA, 7168 nt
Organism: Phlebotomus papatasi
Lineage: Eukaryota; Metazoa; Arthropoda; Insecta; Diptera; Psychodidae
Gene: Pgant9
Product: putative polypeptide N-acetylgalactosaminyltransferase 9
Exons: 10
Coding region: 874-2790 (638 amino acids)
Cellular component (GO): Golgi apparatus
Source: RefSeq, a predicted model, not a curated record
GUGGUCGAGUGUGUGUGACUCAGUGAUUCCCCAUUUUUCAGCACUGACAGUUGCUUCGCAGCCCAAGACGAAAAAUUGGGGAUUGAGAAAAAAAAAGAAAAUUAACAUAUCAAGUGAAGAAGUCACAGUAGUAAUCAUAAUUCCACAUAAAACAUAGAGCACAUAUUAUAGGUAUUGCAAUUGUUUAAUUUGCUUGUCUAGUAGAGGCCAGUAUUUAGGUGAAAAACCUCGAAAGACGUAAGUGAAGUGCAUUCCAGAAGAAGAUUCAGUGAGUUUAUUUGAUUUAACAGAGAUUACAGUCUGCUAAGUGAUUAAAUAUCAUAAAAUUUACAUUAUUGAGUGUGAAGUGAAAAAAAAAAGUAGUUGAAGAAGUGAGUCAAGAGUGAUUUUUGGUGCAUGUUUGAGAGGUUUUUCGUGUGAGAUUAGGGGAAGCUCCUAUUGAUUUUUCCCUGCUCGCUGGUUACAUCAAAAUUCAGCAAAAGAAUUUGUGAGAAAAAUAUCAGCAAUUUUCUCACAUCAUUUCUGCCACAAAUUUCUCCGUUGGAAAAAAGCACAGGAAAUUCCGCCAUACAACAAAAGGGCACCAUGGAGACGCAUCGAAUUGAGGUGGAAUGAUACAAGAGAAAUCAAGAUGAUUUCUGAUUAAAUUGGAAUAUACCUUUCAAUUUCCUGGAAUUCAAACAUAUCCCCAAAGCAUUUCUCAUGCGAGAGAAAUUGACAAUCUUUCUGCACGAAAAAAAUCCUAAAAUGACACGGAGAAACUUUUUAAGAAGAAACACAUAAAAUUAUAGUACAUCAGCCAAAGACUUACGAAAAUAGAACGAACAAUACUGACGAACAAAAUAGUCACAAUAAUCAACAGGAUUUGCAAUCAUGAAACUCAAACUGACUACUCCAAAAAUGUCCUUUCUCUGGCGUAGACGAUCGUCUGUACUGAAGAUUGCACUCCUACUGACGGCAGUCUGGUUUACCAUUGCCUUCCUGAUCUAUUCAGAGGACAGACAUUCCCGUACGAAUCAAAUACCCAACAAUAUUCCAGCACCUCAGCAUCUGGUGGAUGGACAUGGAGAAGAGUUUGAGGAGUUCAUUCAGGAGAGUCACAAUAACAUUCAUCCACCAGUCCGUGUGAUAAAAAAUAGUAAUUCCCUUAUUAAGAGUAGCAGUAGUCAACGGAGGAGUAGCUCCUCAAACUACAAAUUCAAUGCACAACAGCAAAAUGGUGAUGAUGGAAAAGGUGUUUUAGCAGCUCCGGCUGACAUUUCACCAGAUGCACCAGGUGAAAUGGGUCGUCCUGUUGUCCUGCCAACAAAUAUGUCCAGCGAAAUGAAGAAGUCAGUUGAUGACGGAUGGCUGAAGAAUGCCUUCAAUCAAUAUGCAUCUGAUUUAAUAUCAGUUCAUCGAACACUUCCAGAUCCAAGAGAUCAAUGGUGCAAAGACCCCGGCAGAUAUGGCAAUAAUCUUCCAGCAACAGCCGUGAUAAUAUGCUUCCACAAUGAGGCUUGGUCGGUGCUUCUGAGGACAGUGCACUCAGUUCUAGACAGGUCUCCAGAUCAUCUCAUACAGGAAAUUAUUCUAGUCGAUGAUUAUUCGGAUAUGCCUCACACGAAGAAACAGCUAGAGGACUACUUUCUGCCAUAUCCCAAAGUCAAGAUAAUCAGAGCACAGAAGCGCGAAGGAUUGAUCCGGGCCAGACUCCUUGGAGCAAGUCAUACAGAUGCACCAGUACUAACAUACCUGGAUUCCCAUUGUGAAUGUGCUCCGGGAUGGCUUGAGCCACUCCUCGAUCGCAUCGCGAGAAAUUCCACGACUGUUGUGUGUCCCGUUAUUGAUGUGAUUGACGACACCACGAUGGAGUUCCACUGGAGAGAUUCUGGCGGCGUGAAUGUUGGUGGGUUCGAUUGGAAUUUACAAUUUAAUUGGCACGCCGUUCCUGAGCACGAGAAAAAGAGGCAUAAGAACUCCGCCGAACCUGUUUGGUCACCCACAAUGGCCGGUGGUCUCUUCUCCAUUGACCGGAAAUUCUUUGAGCGCUUGGGAACCUACGAUUCUGGCUUUGACAUCUGGGGUGGGGAGAAUCUGGAGCUGUCAUUUAAAACAUGGAUGUGCGGUGGAACUCUCGAAAUUGUCCCAUGCUCCCAUGUUGGUCAUAUCUUCCGAAAAAGAUCUCCGUACAAGUGGCGUUCGGGAGUUAAUGUCCUGAAACGCAAUUCCGUGCGCCUGGCUGAAGUGUGGCUGGAUGACUAUGCACAGUAUUACUAUCAGAGAAUUGGUAAUGACAAGGGAGACUUUGGGGAUGUGUCGUCGCGAAAGAAAUUGCGACAGGAUCUCAACUGUAAAUCCUUCAAGUGGUACCUUGACAAUAUUUAUCCGGAAAUUUUCAUCCCAGGAGAAGCUGUUGCAUCAGGCGAGAUCCGCAAUCAGGCAUUUGGAGGCAGGACAUGCCUGGAUUCUCCGGCCAGAAAGAAGGACUUGAAGAAGGCCGUUGGUCUCUAUCCAUGUCACAAUCAGGGUGGCAAUCAGUACUGGAUGAUGAGCAAAACAGGAGAGAUUCGCAGAGACGAGGCUUGUCUCGAUUAUGCUGGUCAGGAUGUUAUUCUCUACCCCUGUCACGGUUCUAAAGGCAAUCAAUUCUGGACAUACGUCCAAGAUACCAAACAAAUCCGCCAUGGCUCGUCAGAGAAAUGCAUAGCCAUCAAUGAGGCCAAGAAUAAGGUGAUCAUGGAGGAAUGUGAUCCUAUGAAAGAGCAACAGAAAUGGCAGAUGCAGAACUACGAUCCUAGCAAGUAUUGAACUAAGAAAAUAGGUAAAAGUAGGUAAAUAAAAACAAAACCUUUUAUAUCAUUUUGGGAGAAAGGAGUCAUCUCCCUUUUUGCCAUUUUAGUGCAUAUAUAGAAUGUGAAGAUGGGAAUCCCGACAAGGAUUUCUUAUUUUCAAUAUGCCAAGAUAUCCUAUUGUUGUGAGAUAAUCAUUUGGAAUUAUCGUGAAUUAGGUAAUUGAGAAAAUAAGUAAAAAUUUCCCCGAUUUACAUAUUUUAUGAGCAACACUGAAUAAUUUUUGUUUUGUAAGCAUGUGUUUGAUAUUGAGCAGAGAGUGAGCGAAACCUACUCUGAAAAGGUUUGUAAAUCUUUUGUUGGAUGUUUGCCAAGAGGAUGUAGGUCUACCUUUCUUAAAUUGAGAAAUAAACCUUUGACAAACUUUUGUCAUCCUUGCCAUCUCGUGUCUUAAAAAUGAAAUAGAAGAGUUUCAUUUUGAGGAGAAAAUCCGUCAUUCAAAUAACAAACUAUUUUGCAAGAAAACGUUCUCAUUGAGAAAUACAGAAAUCAUUGUACUUCCUUGUCAGUAAGUUGGUUAAACCUUUUUGGAGUUUUAAUUGAAUAAAAAACAUCCUUCCUUCUAUAAAUAAAUUAUUUUUUUUGAAAAACUUUGCUAACUUUUCAGAUACUGUAAUAGAAGUAUCGAAUACUUUCUAAAAGUUUGUCAGAAAGUUCUUCCUAACAGAAUUUUAAAGUACACAGAAAAAAAAUAUUUUAAAAAAUUGUUCGUAAAUGUUUGUAAAUUCCUAUUGGGGACUUACGAAAUGUUCGUAAAUCAUAUGGGGUAAAUGUCCUAAUUCAAAACCAUUUCCAGACGCUUUAACUUUGUCAGAAGAUUCAACACAUUAAGUUCAUAUUAUUUCUGAAAAGAAUUACAUAUAUUUACUCCUUGACUCUUCUAGAAUGCCAGUGUUUAGUGAAAAUUCUUUAGAUAUAAUUUGGAAACUUCUUAAAUACAAGAAAAAUACGCGAGCGUAAAAUGCUUCUAUUGGAAACAUAUUAAUUCAAAUGGAGACAAGGGAAAGUUUCUAAUUGGAGACAAACAAUGUAAGUGAAACCGCAGCGAAAGGCUUCCAAAACCUUGUUGAGUUGCUCUUGAGUGCAGGAUUUGUUCUUAUUCCUGGUAUUUUCUCCUUUUCCAUCUAAAACAAUAAGAAAAUCUCUCCAAAAAAAUCUUAUUUCCGGGGUUUCCUAUUGAAGCAUUUGCAGACACUUCAGAAAAAACCUUUUUGUUCACGAAAUAGGUAAUUAUUUCAUUUGAAAACUUCACGUACCGUUAACAAUAAAGAUUAGCACUGAAUUUAACUAAAAUUAGCCAGAAAUAUGACAUAAAUGUUAAACAAAACGAAUAAACAACAGUCACCUUAUUGUGUUUUUCAUUGGAAAACAUGGUCGAUCGAUAAAAAAUUCGAUGGUGAAAAGGUACACUUUUAAUUUUUCUGAGAAAUUAACAAAGUAAAAUUUGUGAAUAUGAAUGGAUUUUCGCUUUAUUUGGAGCAAAAUUAACUAAAUAAUGAAAUUGUGGUAUAGAAAAUAUAUGAAUAUAAUAAUUUAGUACUGUAUUUAUCAUAAAAACAAUGACGUUUCCAUUUGGAGUAGCGAAAAAUUUCCAUUUGGAGCAGGUUUUGAAUUAACUUAAUUUACCCUAACCCAUAAACAAGUUCGUAAAAGUUUGUACUUUUUUCACAAACAUUGUUCGAAAGAUGAUCAUUUCUAGAUUUUUGUUUGUAGAUUUGUAGAUUUUUUUGUCUAGCAAAAAUGUACGAGCAAAUGACAAAAUUUAACAAUUUUUUUGUGUUUUUACGAACAUUUACAAACAAAUCUUUGUAAAAGUACAUAAAAUGCUCGUCAAAUGAUCAAGUUACAAACAAUAUUUGUGAAAAAGAUACAAACUUUUACAAACUUUUUUGUGGGUUAUACGAUUUACGAACAUUUCGUAAAUCCCCAGUAGGAAUUCACGAACAUUUACGAACAAUUUUCCAAUUUAUUUUUUCUGUAUAGGUAGAAUAGCAUCCAUUUCACAAACUUUUAACAAACAACUUUAAAAGCCUUUGCGAAAUAUUUUCAAAUUGUGAAAUAUUUGUCACUUUAAUACAAAUAACAAAAUAUUUGGUAAAAGAAAUUUUUCGACAUCAUGGUAUUACAGAAAAGCGUUGUACUUUCUUAUCGAUUGUUUUUAAAAGUUGUUCAAAAGUGUAUUGAAGUUGCAAAUGAACAAACAAACCAAACAAACAAUCUCGAUUCAACAAAUAUCUUUGUUUUUCUAUUUUACAUUCAAAAUUAAACUUUUCUUUAGAAAACUUUGCUUACUUUUUAUAUAGUCUGAUAGUAAAAGUUUCUGAUGUUAUGUUUAAAGUUUGUCAAAAAAAAAGUCUGCCAAAGAGGAUUUUAAUAUACUCUGAAAAAAUUUUCUUGUUAAACGGACAAAUGGAUCUUAUACAAAUUUUGUCAAGAAGAUGUUGUUUAAUAUGGAAAAACAUCGUAUUGACAAACUUUUAACAAAAUGCAGUAGGCCGUCGAUUUGACAAAAUUUCUCUAUAUUUUGUAUGGAAGAACAUUCUUUUGACAAACUUAUUUUUUGUUAAUUUGGCAAGAUGUUUUUUUUUGUUCAGAGUAGGUAGAAUGGCGUCCUUUUGACAAACUUUUAACAAACAACUUUAGCAACUUUUCUUUCAGUGUUGCAAAAUUAAAAAUAAAGGUUGCUAAUUGAGAAUUUCGAAAUGAUAGUCUCUUUAUAAUACAAAUAACAAAAUAUUUUGUAAAAGAACCGUCGAUUUCAUAUUGUCGCUUGGGUCAGCAAUUGUUGUAACUUGCUCAUCAUUUAAAUCAGCCAUUUUUGUGUAGUCUGUGCAUUACCUUACUAUUACAAGAGUUGUUGUUGUAGAUGAUGAGGAAAUUACGGAAAUUGCUAAUCAUUGUAAUAUAAUUGUUCGUAAAAGUACGUUAAAAAAAUUUUUUAAAGUUGGAAUUGAACAAAAGACACAUCCCUUCAAAAAACAUUUCUGUCUCUUUAUAGUUUAUAUUCAAAAUUAAACUUUUUUUGGAAAUCUUUUUAAAUUUUCCAAGUAGUCUAGUAAUUUCUAAUAAUUCUUAGUCAAAAAGUUCUUCAAAACAUAAUGCUAAUAUCGGUAGAAUAGCAUUCUUUUGAUAAACUUUUAACAAACAACUUUAAAACCUUUUUUUUUAGAGUAAAACUUUCGGAAAUUCUCAUAAGCAAUUUAAAAAAAAAACAUGUUCACAAAACAAAAGUAGUAAUGCGUAAGCCAAUAUGCUGGAAAAAAAAUAUUUUAAUUGUGAUUUUAAACCCGUAAAUAUUGUAUGUAUAUAAUAUUAAGACAAAUGGACCUAAAUACUUAUAAUGCAAUAUAUUUUAUAUUUUUGUUAGUCUUUUUUUGUGUAAUUGCGUGAGAUCAUUUUUUAAUGUAUAUUUAUUUGUCUUUUUUUAAAAAUAUAGUAUUAACUACUGCCGAGUAAUUUUAUCAAAUAAAAAGACAUCUUUAUAAAAGAAAUUAUAUCAUUAAUUGAGCUUCCUAGUAGUUAAAAAAAAAAGUAUUUUUGGGAGGGUUUGAAAAAAAAUAGACGCUCAAUGAAAGCAGCAAUUACAGGUUCUUAUUUUCCUUAAAAAAAUACUAAAAAAGCUCAAUAAAUUUUAGGACAAAAAAAAAUGUUACAAAAGACCCCAAGUAUUAAUCAUAAUCAUUUUAAAACAACAUAUCCGUAUUGAAGUAUACAUCAGUGUAAAUGUGAUAAGAUUGCGAACAAAAAUAUCAAUUCCUAAUCACAAAUUGAGAUUUAUCUUUCCAAAAUUUAGAAGAAAUAACAAAAAAAAAACUAAAUAACUAUAAAUACAAAAUUUCUUUUGGAAUAAUAGACUGAGACAGAAAAUAUUGCAGAAUAACGACGCAGUUGAGAUACAAAGAACAAAAAAUAAAUAAAUUGAAUAAAUAAAUGUAGAAACCUCUAUAAUAAUCCGUACUUACUUAGUGGCUGUAUUGAAAUAUCAUAGUUAUAAUACAUUUAAGUUGUGCAUUUAAGAACUGCAUUAGAAAAAAAGACAAGUAAAUUCCAUCUUCAAUUGUUGACAUGAAAAUUAACACAAAAAGAAAUAUUUGUAGCUAUUGAAUAUACGAAUUUUGAAGACAUAAAAAAUAACAUUCCUAUAGAGUUUGAGGUGUAAAUAGAAAAUACAACUCAAAAGUAAAAGUUUUAGAUUAGCGAGUAUGGGAAUGAGAGAUUAUUUUGUAAGGAUUCAGUCACGAUCAUUGAGAAAAUGUGCCUUGUAGCCAUGUAAGAAUUAUUGUAAAUACUUUCUCAUCGAGAAUAAAUUGUGUAUUUCAUUUCGAUAAAUAUAAAAA